Messenger RNA from Wasmannia auropunctata (little fire ant), 1088 nucleotides. Its product is annotated as haloacid dehalogenase-like hydrolase domain-containing protein 2. Lineage: Eukaryota; Metazoa; Arthropoda; Insecta; Hymenoptera; Formicidae. Gene Ontology annotation, biological process: dephosphorylation. The record is from RefSeq and is a predicted model, not a curated record. The coding region runs from base 105 to 875 and encodes 256 amino acids. Gene Ontology annotation, molecular function: phosphatase activity. The transcript is spliced from 4 exons.
CUACUAGUACUAAACAGCUGAUAGUAAUAACAGCUCAUAGCAUAUCUACGAAAUUAUAUAUACAUACGUAUGUCUCAUUAAAUUAUAAUGUAAUAAUAAUAACAAUGGCGAGGAAAAUCACAACGGUGCUGAUAGACCUCAGCGGAACGUUGCAUAUCGAUAACACGGCUAUUCCGGGCGCUGUACAAGCGUUAAACAGGCUGCGAAAUGCAAACCUAUUGAUUAAAUUCGUCACCAACACCACCAAGGAGUCAAGUAAUUACUUAUACGAACGUCUGAUAAAGCUUGGAUUCGAUUUGCGGAAAGAAGAGAUCUUCAGUUCUCUAGCGGCGGCGAGGAAAUUAAUUAUCUCCCGGCGAUUGAAGCCGAUGCUGUUAAUCGAUCCGGCGGCGAUGGAGGAUUUUCAGGAUUUAACAACGGACGAUACUCCUGACGCAGUGGUGAUUGGCUUGGCGCCGAGCAAAUUCAAUUAUGACGAGCUAAACAAAGCAUUUAGAUUGCUUUUGAAUGGUGCUUCCCUCAUAGCCAUUCACGAAGGGCGAUAUUACAAGCGCCCGGAUGGUCUGGCCCUAGGUCCUGGGGCAUUCAUCAAAGGACUGGAGUACGCUAGCAACGUGAAAGCAGAGGUUGUUGGUAAACCGACCAUAGGAUUUUUUAAGGCGGCCUUAGAGGAGACAGAUUCAGCGCAGGCUGUAAUGAUUGGAGAUGAUGUAAGAGAUGACGUAGCUGGUGCACAGGCAGCUGGGAUCAAAGGUAUUCUGGUACAAACUGGUAAAUAUAGAGCGGGAGAUGAGAGUACGAUCACUCCGGGACCGGCGAAAGUGUGCGCCUCCUUUGUGGAAGCUGUCGAGAGUAUUCUCGGUGAGAUUAUUUAAAGACUUGUGGUUCGACGAAAUUACUAAGCGCGUAUGUAGCAAUAGAAUUCUUUAUUCAAAUAUCGCUGCGCGAUGCAAUCUCUUUUCUAUAUUAAAUUAUUUUAUAUAAAUACUGGAUUAUCUUAUAUAGUGUACAUAGUCUGGAGUGAUGCCGUAUUAUUGUUAUAAAACAGACGGAAUAAAUACAAAUAAAAAUGAAUGUCAAUUCUCUGA